AUGGACGACUGGAUGUACGCCGGGCUAGCCUCCGCCAUUCCCAACAUCGAAUCCGGCACGUCGAGCAAGACCAAGAUCUCUUCAAACCAGGGAGGUCUGCCUCCCUGUAAGAUCAUCCACGCCGGCGAAGAACUCUCUCCCGACGAAGCCCAACUCUCCAUUGGCCUCAAACCGCAGGUCCUCCUCUUUCGCUACCGUGAUAAGAUACACGCCAUCGAUCAUGCCUGUCCUCAUCAGACGUAUCCCCUAUCAAGGGGCACCAUCUACGACAUCGAGGAUUUCGGUGUCGUGCUGAGCGUCGGCAUCAGCUGCCCGAAGCAUGGCUGGAGUUUCGAUCUCUUUACCGGCAACAGUGAUCGCGGCAAGUACAAGCUAGGGCUGUGGGAAGUGGACGUCCGCGGAGGCGAGAAUGGAGAGGAGGUCUGGGUGAAGAAGAAGGAGCGGGAAAGGAUCGGUUGA
Molecule: messenger RNA, 459 nt
Organism: Lecanosticta acicola
Lineage: Eukaryota; Fungi; Ascomycota; Dothideomycetes; Mycosphaerellales; Mycosphaerellaceae
Source: the annotation of a GenBank genome assembly